GAGGGCAGUUUGAAGCAAAACUGACGGGGUGGUAAAAGUAAACAUGUUUUAAAAUCCAUACAGCUAGCUACCAAAAUACUACUGUCAAUAUUGCCUUAUGUGGCAGACUAUAAAUUGCAUAAGUCAACUUGUCAAAAAAGUAGCUCACAAAAAUAUAAGAUAGUUAGGUAGUCUCUCAAGUAGUUAGCAAGCUAGCGUGUUUAGCUAGCAAGGAAGUCACCCUAGCUAACGUUAGCUAGCUCGAUAACAUGGUUUGCGAAUUGUUGCAUGUUUUUCUUGAUUAUUUGGCUUCAUACAACGCAGUUGAAAUGUAACUUUAUAAUAUUUAGCAAGCUAGCUAGCGAGUUAACUUUCCAAUUUAAACAAUGGCAAGCGUACAUGAAAGUUUGUAUUUCAACCCAAUGAUGACAAAUGGGGUGGUCCAUGCCAAUGUCUUUGGCAUCAAAGAUUGGGUGACUCCGUAUAAAAUCUCCGUUCUGGCCUUGCUCUAUGAGAUGACCACGUCAAAACCAAUUGCUCUUCAGGAAAGAAGGCGCUUGAACAAACUCAUCCUGCCUCUACAACAGGUUGGAAUAUCUAUUGAUCACAUUACAACUUAUACUUUCAACUGUCAAUUGCUUGCUUUUCUUUAUCAAAGGUUUGUCUGUCUAUCAGGGUCCAGACUUGACUCUUGGCCAAUUCCUGAAGACUGUGGAAGAAUGUUGCCCUCAAACAGCAUUUGCUGUGAAACUCCGGUAUGGACGAGUCCUUGACUCAAUUGCUGUGGCCUAGGCCUAUGUUUAGUGUAAGAGGUCAGUGCUGCAUGUUAUCUGCUCUUUCACCACACACAUUUUCUCUUCACAGGUUACAAGAAAUGGCUGAUGGAGAGCUGAAGGACAUGGAAUAUUUCUUUGCCACCCUCCCCACUCCUUUCAGCGCUAUUGAUUCUGAGGCGUAUAAGACCAGUGUUGUUGGUGAGUAAUCGUAUGCAUCAUUUGAUUCAAAAGUCCAAAGGUUGGAUCAACUGAGCAUCGUGUUUAGUUAGAGAGCGGUGCUGUAUGAUUUUCCUUAGAAUUUAUGGCACAUGAUCUUGUCUUCUUUAUGUUUUCUCAGGCCUGUUCAUGAGACACAUGCUCCUGGCCUACAACAAGCUGUCUUUCAGCCAGGUGUACAAACUGUACAAAGCCCUGCAGCAGUACUACCACAGUCACUACGCCCAGCCUGGUGAUGUCCAGGUGGGGCUGCCUGCAGAUGACUCUGACAUGGACCUCACCAGCACAGAGGACACAGUAGGGGAGAGGAUGGAGAAGGAGGAGCUGGACACUGCACCGCUGCAUGAGUCUGAGCUAAGGUUUGUAUAAUUCCCUUGUAUAAGUAAAAGCAGAGGUGGUUGUAGAGGGAGUACUGUGUUAGUAUUGAUUACAUUUUAGUAAUUUAGCAGACGCCCUUAUCCAGAGCUACUUACAAUUUACAACUCUUUGAAGUGGUAGGGUUUCAAAUGUUUUCGGAAGAUGGGCAGGGACUCUGCUGUCUUAGCUUCAGGGGGAAGCUGGUUCCACCAUUGGGGUGCCAGGAAGAGAAGCGCUUUGACUGGGCUGAGCGGGAGCUGACCCCCGUAGGGGUGGAACAGCCAAGAGACCAGAGGUUGCAGAGCGGAGUGCUCGGGUUGGGGUGUAGGGUUUGAGGAUGGCCUGAAGGUAGGAAGGAGCAGUUCCCCUUGCUACUCUGUAGGCAAGCACCAGGGUCUUGUAGUGGAUGCAAGCUUCGACUGGAAGCCAGUGGAGUGUGCGGAGGAGCGGGGUGACAUGGGAGAACUUGGGAAGGUUGAACACCAGGCAUGAUGACAUGUAGUAAUCAUUCUCAUCAGUGUGAUGGUCAUCAGCUUAUCCUUUGCACAUUUCUCUUUUUCCUUAUUUGCUACCUUUUGUUCUAUAGAAAUGAGGAUGCCCCGAGCAGAGGCCCACUCUCGCAGAAGCAAGCAGAGUACUUUCUUGCUAGACAGGCGUACCUUCUAAAGAAUGAUGAGAACAAAGCCCUGAAGCCAGCUGCCCUGCAGGACGAGCUGAACAACAUGCUCAAGUUCAACCCUGACUUUGCUGAGGCGGUGAGGCUCUACUAUCAUAUAAUAUGGACUCACCCAAACAAACAUGACAUAAAAUAUGUCUUGAACAGAAAGUGAGUUUUUCAGUGAUUUCCGGUCAACCUGAUUGUGCUUGAGGCAGCUGUUGUGUGUUUUGUGACUCUGCAGCAUUACCUGAGCUACCUGAACAGCAUGCGAGUCCAGGACAUCUUCAUCUCCACCCACAGUCUGUUACAUUACUUUGACCGCCUCAUCCUGUCGGGAAGCGAGGGAAAGAGCAACGGGGACGAAGGAUACGGGAGAAGUCUCCGCUACGCUGCCCUCAACCUGGCAGCACUGCACUGUCGCUUUGGGCACUAGUGAGUAGUGGUGGGGAAAGUUUGUGUCAAUUUAAGUUGCAAUUUAUUUAUGCAAUAUUGAUUCAUGUCAAAAUAAAAAUCAACUCCAACUCUUGACUUAGUCAACAGGCUGACCUGGCUCUACAGGAAGCUAUCCGAAUCGCCCAGGAGUCCAAUGAUCACGUUUGCCUGCAGCAUUGCCUGGUAGGAGCUUUUCCUUUUGUGUUAUGCUCUACAUACAGUAUUUACACAAUAUGGGUGGUCAAGGUUGGUCCGUGUCUAUACCUUGUAUCACUUUCUCAGCACCAAUACUGUACCUGUGUAAUCAUCUAUGAAUGUCUUUGUAUCUCUUUCAGAGUUGGCUUUAUACGCUGGAACAGAUGAAAGGAUCUGACAGUUCUGUGCUAACUGAGGACUCUGUGAAAAUGGCUGCCCACUUCUGUCUACCGGUAAGAAUAGCAUGACCGUGCAGAGAAGACUGGAGCACUCCAGGUUCUCGUACCGUUUUAUGCAAUACAUUCAGAUAAUAGGCAGAAUCUACCGCACACCCAAAGCUGAUUUGUGAAGGUGGUGGAGGCAAAAGGCAAAACAGGAAUAAGUCUCCGCACACUUCCAGCCAGAUGUUAAUUUAUUUAAAUUAUAGCUGAGCUUUCGGUCAGUCGACAUUCAUCAGAACAUAUCUCCACAAACAAUAGUGGGACAGAUAAUGCCACACAGCGAGCCAGAGGUAAUUGCAGACACCUGUGGUAAUCUAAAGUACCCACAAGGGCCACAAGUUCUCAUAUCAGAUAGCAAUACAGGAUAGAACAGAACAUGUUAUAGAUGUAUUUCUACUCUAACAAAAACGCAUGUACACAGGGAAUGUGGUGUUGUCAUAAGGAACCCAUACCCUCAAAGAGAGAGCAAUAAAGCCGAAAAACUUUAAAAGGAAAGAAAAGGAAAACAUAUACAUCGCUAUAUACAGUGUAUUCGGAAAGUAUUCAGACCCCUUGACUUUUUCCACAUUUUAUGUUACAGCCUUAUUUUAAAAUUGAUUAAAUAGUUUUUUACCCUAAUCAAUCUACACACAAUAUCCCAUAACGACAAAGCAAAAACAAGUUUUUAGAAUUUUUAGCAAAUUUCUAAAAACAUUAAAACAGAAGUUACAUUUACAUAAGUAUUCAGACCCUUUACUCAGUACUUUGUUGAAGCUCCUUUGGCAGUGAUUAUAGCCUUGAGUCUUCUUGGGUAUGACACUGCAAGCUUGGCACACCUGUAUUUGGGCAGUUUCUCCCAUUCUUCUCUGCAGAUCCGCUCAAGCUCUGUCAAGUUGGCAUGGGGAGCGUCACUGCACAGCUAUUUCCAGGUCUCUCCUUAGAUGUUUGAUUGGGUUCAUGUCCGGGCUCUGGCUGGGCCACUCAAGGACAUUGAGACUUGUCCCGAAGCCACGCCUGUGUUGUCUUGGCUGUGUGCUUAGGGUCGUUGUCCUGUUGGAAGGUGAACCUUCACCCCAGUCUGAGGUCCUGAGCAGGUUUUCAUCAAGGAUAUUUCUGUACUUUGCUCCGUUCAUCUUUCCCUCGAUCCUGACUAGUCUCCCAGUCCCUACCGCUAAAAAACAUCCCCACAGCAUGAUGCUGCCACCACCAUGCUUCACCGUAGGGAUGGUGCCAGGUUUCCUCCAGACGUGACGCUUGGCAUUCAGGCCAAAGAGUUCAAUCUUGGUUUCAUCAGACCAGAGAAUGUUGUUUCUCAUAGUCUGAGAAUCCUUUAGGUGCCUUUUGGCAAACUCCAAGCGGGCUGUCAUGUGCCUUUUACUGAGGAGUGGCUUCCAUCUGGCCACUCUACCAUAAAGGCCUGAUUGGUGGAGUGCUGCAGAGAUGGUUGUCCUUCUGGAAGGUUCUCCCAUCUCCACAGAGGAACACUGGAGCUCUGUCAGUGACCAUCGGGUUCUUGGUCACCUCCCUGACCAAGGCCCUUCUCCCCCGAUUGCUCAGUUUGGCCGAGCAGCCAGCUCUAGGAAGAGUCUUGGUGGUUCUAAACUUCUUCCAUUUAAGAAUGAUGGAGGCCACUGUGUUCCUGGGGACCUUCAAUGCUGCAGAUAUUUUUUGGUACUCUUCCCCAGAUCUGUGCCUCGACACAAUCCUGUCUCAGAGCUCUACGGAAAAUUCCUUCGACCUCAUGGCUUGGUUUUUGCUCUGACAUGCACUGUCAACUAUGGGACCUUAUAUAGACAGGUGUGUGCCUUUCCAAAUUAUGUCCAAUCAAUUGAAUUUACCACAGGUGGACUCCAAUCAAGUUGUAGAAACAUCUCAAGGAUGAUCAAUGGAAACAGGAUGCACCUGAGCUCAAUUUCGAGUCUCAUAGCAAAGGGUCUGAAUACUUAUGUAAAUAAGAUAUUUCCGUUUAUAAUUUUUUAUAAAUUUGCAAACAUUUCUAAAAACCUGUUUUCACUUUGUCAUUAUGGGGUAUUGUGUGUAGAUUUUAGGGAUUUAUUUUAGUCAAUUUUAGAACAAGGCUGUAACGAAACAAAAUGUGGAAAAGGGGAAUGGGUCUGAAUACUUUCCGAAUGCACUGUGCAUAUGUAGAACCAGGAGAAAUCUAGACAAAACUAGAUAAAAGUUAAGGUAACCUGUUGGGGAAGUAUCAGCCACUAGGGCCAUCAUGAAUACAGGACACCCUAAUACCAGGGAGGGUGUGUGUGAAGCUAAGAUGAUGACAAUAGGAAUUACAACAUGACCCUCAUCAAAAUCCUCAUAAAGUCCUAACGGCUGUAGGGUGCCUAAAGUAUGAAUCCAGAGGAGUUCUCUCUAGCAGAGGUUAUGGUCAUUAGCUCCUCCUCUUGGUGACACUUCCACUUUCUCAAUACCCUGGAAUUGUAGAGAAGGCGCACUGGAUAAAGUGAAACGCAACAGAGUAAUUUUCAUCCUUGCGUCUUAUAGAAGAAGUCUUAUGUUCACUUGUUCUCUGUUUCAAGCUUCUGUAUGUCUUGCCCAUGUACAUGUUAUCACAAACACAGCGUAGGAUGUAAAUCACGUUUUGUGUUGCAUGUGAUCAUGCCUUUAACACUAUAUUUUUCCAGACCUAGGGUGUCGGAACUGUUCUUUUUUGGUGAUGUUGCACUGAGCACCAUUUGCCACAGGGGUAAUUUAUAUCUCUCAGGGGAGUAAGGAGGGUUGUUUAGAAACCCUGUAGACGCUGGCUCGGACUAGUCUACUGCGAAGACUGGGGCCCCGUUUGUAGAUUAAUAAGGGGGGGGGGGGGGUUCUUGAAUUCCUGGCUGAGUGCCCGGGUCUGAGGUGAGCAUAUGCCAGUGCUUCAUCACUAUGUUUUUAAUCAUAAAGGCUUUGGGCGUGAAUUUACACUGAACUAAAAGAGAAACGCAACAUGUGAAGUGUUGGUCCCAUGUUUCAUGAGCUGAAAUAAAACAUUUAAAAUAGAAAGGAAAACGCCGCACACUGCUGCUCAUGCUUUAGGUCUUCAUCAGGCGUCCUGAUCACCUGAGAGCAUGAGAAGCAGUGUGCAGUGUUUUGCUUUUGAUUUUCCAUGAGUUCACCUACAACUCCAGCACCUGCAGAAAGUACCUGGAUGUGCGCAUGUUCUUCAGCUUUUGUACUGAAAUAGAAAAUCCCAGAAAUUGUCAGUUCGCACAAAAAAACGUAUUUCUCUCAGAUUUUGUGCACAAAUUUGUUAACAUCCCUGUUAGUGAGCGUUUCUCCUUAGCCUAUAUAAUCCAUCCACCUGACAGGUGUGGCAUAUCAAUAAGCUGAUUAAAUAGCAUGAUCAUUACACAGGUGCACCUUGUACAGGGGACAAUAAAAGGCCUCUUUAAAAUGUGCAGUUUUGUCACACAACACAAUGCCACAGAUGUCUCAAGUUUUGAAGGAGAAUGCCAUUGGCAUGCUGACUGCAGGAAUGUCCUCCAGAUCUGUUGCCAGAUAAUUGAAUGUUCACUUCUCUAUCAUAAGCUGCCUCCCACGUCGUUUUAGAGAAUUUGGCAGUACGUCCAACCGGCCUCACAAAACCGCAGACCACGUGUAACCACGGCAGCCCAGGACCUCCACAUCUGGCUUCUUCACCUGCGGGAUCGUCUGAGGGGGGGUGCUGAGGAGUAUUUCUGUCUGUAAUAAAGCCCUUUUGUGGGGAAAAACUCAUUCUGAUUGGCUGUGCCUGGCUCCCCAGUGGGUGGGCCUGGCUGCCAGUGGGUGGACCUAUGCCCUCCAAGGACCACUCAUGGCUGCACCCCUGCCCAGUCAUGUGAAAUCCAUAGAUUAGGGCCUAAUUUAUUUAUUUCAAUUGACUGAUUUCCUUAUAUGAACUGUAACUCUGUAAAAUCGUUGAAAUUGUUGCAUGUUGCGUUUUUAUAUUUUUGUUCAGUAUAGUUGAACUUGAGAACUAGAGAAGCUGUUCACAGAGGAAUUCACUAGGUGGUGACAUUUCUCCAUCACGGUCCUGUAGGUAAUAUCCCAGUGCAUCUAGGCCUUUUUCAUGAGAGAUAUUCGUGUAGAGCAGGGGUGUCAAACUCAUUUUAGCUCAGGGGCCACAUGGAGGAAAAUCUAUUCCCAAGUGGGCCGGACCGGAAAAACCAUGGUAUAUAUAACUUAAAAACAACAACUUCAGAUUGUUUUCUUUGUUUUAAUACGAUCAACAUACAACAUAAAGCUGGAGCCUGAGGACAGUGUGUCCAAAAUAGUACAAGCACAACAUCACUAUUAAUCAUAAAACACGUCAAGUUUAUUUGAAAAUUCUAAAGAAAAAGAACACACAAACACACAAUGCCUCAGUGAUUAACAGAACUGUUUCACAGAUCACAGAACUAUAUCAGGGUGUCAUUUCUCAGGCAGAAAUGUAGAUAAAAAUAAUGAAAUCCUGUUCCCCAAACAAGUGCAAGAACCACAGAGUCAAGAAUAGGUUAAAUAUACAAAUACAAUAAAAUCAAUUAAAAACAAUAGCACAUCAACAUAAAAACAUAUAAACAUAAAUCUGAAAGCGUUGCUCAAACUCCCGUAACAGUCCCGUUAUUUUAUCUUUGAACCGCUUCAUGUCUGCCACAUGUUGGGUCGCGCACACAUUCUUCAGACAGGGGAAGUGAGCUGCAUCACCACCGGCAAGUUGCGUCUCCCACAAUGACAGCUUCAACUUGAAAGAACGUAUGCUGUCAUAAUACUGCGUGACAACUUUGUUGCGCCCUUGCAGCUGUUUGUUCAAGUUAUUCAGGUGCUCUGUAACAUCCACCAUAAAUGCAAGGUCCGGCAUUCCAUCUGCGGAAUGAAAUUCUAACACUGGUUUGCCCUUUUCUUCCAUGAACUGUUCAAUUUCUUCUCGUAAAUCAAAGAAACGCCUCAGCACAGCACCUCGGCUUAACCAUCUUACCUCAGUGUGGUAUGGCAGGCCAUAGAUGUGGUCUUUCUCUCUGAGAAGGCUGUCAAACUGACGGUGAUUCAGGCUUCUGGAUCGGAUGAAAUUAACAGUUUGGAUGACCACCUUCAUGACGUUAUCCAUCUUUAAUGACUUGCAACACAAAGCCUCCUGGUGCAAAAUACAGUGAAAAGUCAAAAAAUCACGUCCUCCAUUUGCAGAUUGCACUUUCUCUCUGAACUUUGUCACAACGCCUGCUUUUUUCCCGAUCAUUGAGGGCGCACCAUCUGUAGCCAGGCUGACAGCGCGGGACCAGUCCACUCCGACCCUGUCCAGCGCGCCGACGAGUGCGGUAAAAAUAUCAGCUGCUGUCAUUGUAUCUGUCAUCGGCACCAACUCCACGAACUCCUCGGUGACGGUCAAUGUGUCAUCAACUCCGCGGAUGAAAAAAUGGCCAGUUGUGCAACAUCUGUAAUGUCCGUGCUUUCAUCAAUUGCAACCGAAAACGCAAUAAAUGACUUUACUUUUUGCUUCAACUGGCUGUCCAAAUCCACUGAAAGAUCGGAAAUCCUGUCUGCAACUGUGUUUCUUGUCAGGCUGAUAUUUGCAAAAGCCUGCCGCUUUUCAGGGCACACAAUCUCCGCUGCCUUCAUCAUGCAUGUUUUUACAAAUUCACCCUCACUAAAUGGUUUUGAAGCCACUGCGAUUUCAUUAGCAAUGAGGUAGCUAGCUUUCACUGCAGCGUCACUGAUGUCUCGGCUGUGAGUAAACACAGACUGCUGUUUCUUCAGACCCGCCAACAGUUCAUUCACCUUCUCUCAUCUCCGCUGUCCUUGAAAGUUGUCAUAUUUGUCGGCAUGAAGACUCACAUAGUGGCGACGAAGGUUAUAUUCUUUCAGCACUGCAACAUGCUCUGAACACACCAAACAUACAGCUUUCCCAUUCAAUUCCGUGAAUAAAUAGGAUGACCAUUUUUCUUGGAACACUCUGCACUCUGCGUCCACUUUUCUCUUUUUUGACAGAGACAUAUUGGGGCAAUGAGGGUGCCAAAGCACGUAAUGUUAAAGUAGAAGCCGUAAUAAAUAUCGCGGGCAAAACAAAGUAGCUCAUUGGCUGCACGUGCUUGACCUACUUGCUCUGCCCCGGUAUAAACAGUUUGCUUGCUUAACACAAUUGCUAUUGCGCCAUCCAGUGGACGCAAUUGGAACAGCAGUUUAUUUUAUUGAAAAAUUGCAGCGCAUUUUUAUACUUUACCCAAAAAAUUUUUUAUUAUUAUUAUUCUUAUUAUUUUUUUAAAUCAUCUCGCGGGCCGGAUUAAACCCGUUUGCCGGCCUGAUCUGGCCCGCGGGCCGUACGUUUGACACCCCUGGUGUAGAGGCUUUCUAGAUCAGAUGUAGCCAAUAUGAUGUUGUCAGGGAGAUUAAUCAGUUCUGAUAUUUUAUUAAUCACAUCUGUAGAAUCUUUGACGAAGCUGGGAGUUUUUGCACAAUCGGCUUAAUUAAUGAAUCAACAUAGUUGGAGAGUGGGUCUAGAAGAGAGUCUAUACUGGCAACGAUGGAUCUGCCCUUAUGUUUUAAACUGAGAGGUCAGGCUAUGGGAGUUCAGUAGAUCCAGGUGUUUACUAAGCCUCACAUUACCUUCAGCCUCUCUCUCUCCUUGUCAGUACCUGGCGUCUCUGGGCAUUCAGUCCCUAGUCCAGCAGGGGGCGAUCCAGGGCAAGACAGCCCAUGAGCUGAUGGAUGCUCUGAAGGACACAGACAUCCUGCACUGGAAGCACAGCCUGUCAGAGCUUAUAGACAUCAGCCUAGCUCAGACUACGUCCAUAUGGAGAAUGUAUGGCAAGAGGUGGGUCUCCUUCACGCAUCCUGAUGCUCCCUGACAAUCAGAAUCCACACUGUACAGAAUUCUAACCAGUGAGUUUAUCUUUCAGUAUAAAACCUGUUUUUUACUUGCAUAGUAAAAAAAAAAGUGACUGUCAGUUAUUGAUGUCCAGUCUUGACUAAUUUAAUCCAUCCAACACAUAUUCACUGACUGCAUGUCUCCAACAUCCAUGUUCUGUCAUGUCCUGUUGUACGUAUGUGUUCUUCCAGCACCAUGGCUCAGCAGCAGGCCCAGCUCCUCCUGAACAUGAAUAGCCUGGAGCAGGUUAACUUUGGGGUCCAGCAGAACAACACAGAGGCCUUUGCUGUGGCCCUCUGCCACCUGGCUGAGCUGCAUGCUGAACAGGUACUGUAGUUAGUACACCUCAUCCCACCUCUGUCUCUCCGGCUUCAGUCCCACUAUCACAUCUCCCUCGGUCCUCGUUUAGUCACUCAGGGCCGUUUCAUAAGCAUUGAUGUGAUCCAGAUUACAGCUCAGGAGAUGUGCACUUGUGUAGGCUGUUAGUGAGGCCUGCGCUAGUUACAUGUUCCUGUCCCUCUCCCUCCAGGGCCUGUAUGGCGCUGUGUCUGAGGUCCUGAAGCAUCUGAAGGAGCAGUUUCCACCUCACACCCAACAUGCCAAGGUGAGCCAUUCUGAACUCCAACUCUUCUCUAUCCAUCAACUUUAGACUUGACCUCAAUCCCCAUGUUUAGCACUUUCCUAUUGCUAUAGUAAACAGAAACACCAUUGCUCUCGAGUGGCGCAGCGGUCUAAGGCACUGCAUCUCAGUGCUUGAGGCGUCACUACAGACCACCUGGUUCGAUUCCAGGCUGUAUCGCAACCGGCCGUGAUUGGGAGUCCCAUAGGGCGGCGCACAAUCGGCCCAGCGUCGUCCGGGUUUGGCUGGUGUAGGCCGUCAUUGUAAAUAAGAAUUUGUUCUUAACUGACUUGCCUAGUUAAAUAAAGGUAAAAUACAAAUAAUAGGCAAUGUCACUGACAUGGCUGGUAUGAAGUGGGCUGUAGGGAACUAACUUAAUUAUAAUGGUUUGUGUUCUCUAUCACCAAGCUGUGGAUGCUCUGUGACAUCAAGAUCCAGUUUGACAGAGCUAUGAAUGAUGGGAAAUACCACUUGGCGGAGCCCCAUGUCACAGCCAUUGCUGCCUUGAACAAAACUGAGGGUCUCUAUAGGUAAGGAAGGGUCUUGACUCAGAACAGAGAACACCUUUACACAGUCUUCCAGUGUUGUAGCUAUCUGUAUGUGUGUCGUUCCACCAAUUCAGUGCCUUUUGAGAAGUGUAACUUGGUCCAAAAAACCUUCUUGAUUUCACCUAAUUUCAACAUUCUGUCAUGAAGAGCACAUGUUCAACUUCAUGAAAAACAUGUUUUCCCAUCUCAAAAAAGGACUAUACUAAGUGCCAAAUAAAGUAACAGGGUAUGCAGUAGCAGGGUUGACGGUUUCAUCUUAAAUCAGCUAUAAAUCCUCUCGUGACAGGGGGAAUGGAAGCUUGUUUUGUGUAACAAGGAGUGGCAACUGAGCCUGUCUAUCUAUGGGUGUUACGCUCGACCCGCUCAGUUUUCUACCACAAAACACUAGAACAUUAAAAAAAAGAUUAGAACCAGCUCACCUGCUUUUUUACGCUAUGAUUUAACUAUUAGAUGUUACAUAAAAAAAAAAAAAAGGAAUAGUUUCACCUUUAUUCAAAUGAGAGUUCAGUUCACGUAACAGGGUUGACCUUAAAAUGAGGUUCAGGCUUAAAUGAAUCACUAAUCACAUUAAAUAAAUAACAAUCUUCCGAUAUAACUUUGUCAAAGUAACAAAAUAAUUUGGGCUUUACAAUGAUGGUGAAACUUGGAGAAAUUUGGGGAAUAUGUGGGUUGAAAUCUUCCUAGAAGUGACACAGGGUUGACGGAGGGACAUUUAUUGAAUGUUGUCUAUAUUAAAGGGCACUUCAUUUAAUAUAACAGGCUUUUAAAAUGCAAUAUUGGCGCACAAUUUCUAUUUAAAAUAUCAAAGGGAUGCAAAAGGCACUCUUUUCGUGGAACGACCCAUGUGUAUAUCUGUCGUGUUAACAGGAAAGCUCAAGUGCUGAAGGCCUUGAACCGGACCACAGAAGCACACAGUAUCCUGCAGAGGCUGCAGCUGUACUGUGAGAAGACCAAGUACACAGAGAUGAUCAUCAGGUAGGCCAGCACUCUCUAAAUGAAACACCAGACUCCAUAUCUGUCGAUGGAGUCCUUGAAUGUCGUGUGAAUGUGUUUAUCAAGUUGUCAAGGCUAUUUUUGGGGUGUAAGGGUUGUUUAUCAGAUAUGUGUUUUAGAUAUGUUUGUAUGCAUUGUGCAGGGUGAUGCUGGCCACAGCUGAGCUACAUUGGGAGUCGUCAGGUUUUGCCACAGCCCUUCCUCUCCUGCUGCAGGCCCUGGCCCUGGCCAGACAGCACCACCUACAGGCCCUGGUCUCCGAGACCAUCCUUCAUCUGUCUUUCACUCAGGUCAGCACAACAGACUCACACACGCAAUAUUUAACCCUGUUAUGGCAAACACACCACUGUAUACUCUGUAUAAAACCCCUACACAUACUCAUACACACAUAUUCUCAGAUAUACACAUCUUCAAACCCUUUAACUUAGACGGAAUUGCAUACUGUAUGCAAAGCAAACUCCCACAUUUAGGCAAAACAAGGAAAUUCAUACUGGUUUAUAUUUAAAAACUCCAAUAGUUUGUGUUCUUCUCCUUCCCCCUGUCCAGUUGAUGCUGGGAGUGCCGGAGCAGGCUCUGUGUGUCCUUCAUGAGGCGAUGGAGCCCAUCCUGGCCCAUGGAGCGGUCAUGGAUAAGGGCAGAGCUCUGCUGCUGGCAGCCCGCUGUCAGAUGGCCAUGGCUGGGACCCGGCCCAACGGCCAGAGGCAUGCAGGUACCGCACAUCCCCAACACCAAAACGUAAUAUCACUAACUACCUCAAAGAAAUGUACAUGUUUGUGGAUACAAUUACUUUGUCAUGUAAGUACACAGACAGGAGUCGUUCAGAGUCUUCCUCCCUGUUGUCUCCCUCCAGCUUUGGGCCUGGCUGUGCAGACAUUGGGCGAGGCUGCAGCCUACUUCUCCAUGCUGGACUGUAAGGAGCGUCUCCGUGACGUCCACUACCUGCAGGCCCGGCUGCACCACACCCUGGGACAAACCCCCCAACGCAACAAAUGUGCCAUGCUGUUCCGCCUCCUGGACCAGGAGCUGCAGGCGCCGGGGGCAGCUGUUGCCAUGCGACUCUGAACAGUCAUCACCACCCUACCUUCUCCGACACAGACCGGUACAUAAACUUUUGUACUCUGUCAUUGUCAUGGACUUCUCAUUCUAUCCUGUAUUUUGGUUGAAAUUACUGCAUUACUUGUGUGUUAGAGUAGAGAAACAACUGGUUUAGGGCACUCCCAAUUUACAUUGCCAACUUGUAUCGUCUAUCUACAAUAUAAAGAUCAGACUUCAAGUCUCUAUAAUCUUAUUUCUCACGUUUGUUGUCCUUUUUUUUUGCAAAACGGAGAACAAGAGAUUUUGUUCAACCUGAAAAUGUUUGUCUGACAACCACUAGAUGUCAAGCACAGCUAUUGGAGAAAAGGUGCAGCCUGGUUUGGCCUCCCCACAAAUGUAACGUUUAUUUGCAGUAAAAACAGUUCCAACAAACG
Molecule: messenger RNA, 13259 nt
Organism: Coregonus sp. 'balchen'
Lineage: Eukaryota; Metazoa; Chordata; Actinopteri; Salmoniformes; Salmonidae
Source: the annotation of a GenBank genome assembly